AUGAAGGAAUCGGGUCCAAAGGAGGACAUUGCGGAACACAGGCCAUCCGUCGGGGCGGUGGCCGAGGGACCCACGAGAAAUGGUGCCUGCGGCCUGGCCUUUGAAGGCGCGUGGACCCUGGGUGACUGGGUGGAGAGGAGGCAGCAGGGGGGCGCCAGGACCUGCCUGGGGCGGUCGGAGUUUUCUCAGGAGCUCGCCCCCGAGUGUCGUCGGGAACCUCAGGUCCUCACCCCCCAAAGCCCCAGCCUGUGCCCGCCACCAUCGGCGGGUCCGGGGGAAGCAGGGUCCCAGCCGCGCGUGGUGCUCGGCGCAGACCUCAGCCAGCCCUCCAGACUGGACGCAGAGGAGAAGCCUUACGCGUGCGCCACGUGCGGCAAGGCCUUCAGCCGCAGCUCGUCCCUCGUGAAGCAUCGGAGGACCCACACCGGGGAGAGGCCCUUCGAGUGUGACGAGUGCGGGAAGCACUUCAUCGAGCGCUCGUCCCUCACCAUCCACCGCAGGGUCCACACCGGGGAGAAGCCGUACCGCUGCGGGGACUGCGGCAAGGCUUUCAGCCAGCGCAUGAACCUGACCGUGCACCAGCGCACGCACACGGGCGAGAAGCCGUACGCGUGCGCCGCGUGCGGGAAGGCCUUUCGCAAGACCUCGUCCCUGGCGCAGCACGAGCGCGUGCACACGGGCGAGCGGCCGUACGCGUGCGGGGACUGCGGCAAGGCCUUCAGCCAGAACAUGCACCUGACCGUGCAUCGGCGCACGCACACGGGCGAGAAGCCGUACGCGUGCGCCGAGUGCGGGCGCGCCUUCAGCCAGAACAUGCACCUGACCGAGCACCGGCGCACGCACACGGGCGAGAAGCCGUUCCGCUGCGGGGACUGCGGCAAGGCCUUCAACAAGAGCUCGUCGCUGACGCUGCACCGGCGGAACCACACGGGCGAGAAGCCGUACGUGUGCGGCGAGUGCGGCAAGGCCUUCAGCCAGAGCUCCUACCUGAUCCAGCACCAGCGCUUCCACACGGGCGAGAAGCCGUACGAGUGCUCCGUGUGCAGGAAGCACUUCACGGGCCGCUCGUCCCUGCUCGUGCACCAGACGGGCCACACCGGCGAGAAGCCGUACGCGUGCGGCGAGUGCGGCAAGGCCUUCAGCCAGAGCGCGUACCUCAUCGAGCACCAGCGCAUCCACACGGGCGAGAAGCCGUACCGCUGCGCCCACACCUGCCAGUGCUUCGUGCACGCACCUCCGUUCCUUGGGCAGCCUUACGGCAUUUUGGUUUAA
Puma concolor (puma) is the source of this 1272-nucleotide messenger RNA. The record is from RefSeq and is a predicted model, not a curated record. Lineage: Eukaryota; Metazoa; Chordata; Mammalia; Carnivora; Felidae.